Messenger RNA from Pararge aegeria (speckled wood butterfly), 928 nucleotides. Its product is annotated as 18S rRNA aminocarboxypropyltransferase. The transcript has a single exon. The record is from RefSeq and is a predicted model, not a curated record. Gene Ontology annotation, molecular function: rRNA small subunit aminocarboxypropyltransferase activity. Bases 157 to 879 code for a protein of 240 amino acids. Lineage: Eukaryota; Metazoa; Arthropoda; Insecta; Lepidoptera; Nymphalidae. Gene Ontology annotation, biological process: maturation of SSU-rRNA.
UCAAAGUCAAAUUCGCAGCAAAUCGGCAUCAGAGUUUGUUUAUUUGUGAACAUUGUUAUUAAUUCCAUAAAUCAAAAGAAUUAGAAGAUUGUUAUUAAUUUCGUUUAGUUAAUAUGAAGUUAGCUUUAUAGAAACUAUAAUUUAACAUUUCGUAUAAUGGCGCCAGGAAAAAAAGGUGCCCGCGGAAAACUUAACCAACACGUUGAAAGAAACUAUGCAGAACGUCUUGAAGACUUAAGAGUUCAGUCGUCUGAAGAGAGUGGUGAAAGUACAGAUUCUGACGAUGAAGGCGUGGAAGCCACGUUCGCCGUAAGCAUGUGGGACUUGAACCAUUGCGACCCCAAAAAAUGCUCCGGUAGAAAGCUUUUAAGGCAUAACCUCAUCAAGAAUUUAAAACUUGGCCAAAAAUUCCAAGGACUCGUUUUAUCACCGGUAGGAACACAGUGCGUUAGUCCAAACGAUAAAGACAUAAUAGAGAAGUAUGGUUUGGCUGUAAUAGAUUGUUCAUGGGCUAAAAUUGAUGAGACACCAUUCGGCCGAAUGAAAUCACCUCACCCAAGAUUGUUGCCUUUCUUAGUUGCAGCGAAUCCCAUUAACUAUGGGAAACCUUAUCAGCUUAGUUGUGUUGAAGCAUUGGCUGCAGCAAUGUUCAUAACUGAUCACAAAAAAGAAGCAAAAUUUUAUCUAUCAAAAUUUUCAUGGGGACAUUCGUUUUUAGAACUCAACUCGGAAGCUUUAGACAUGUAUGCUGCUUGUACAGAUAGUAAAAGUGUUAUUGAAGCUCAGGAAAAAUAUUUGGUAUUGGCGGAAAGUGAAAAAGAUACAAGAAAGAUGUGGCCCUCUAGUGAUUCUGAAACUGAAAGUGAUACUAGUAAAUAAUGCAUCUGUUAUUUAUUUUUAUAUAUUAAAUGUAUAUGUAUUGUAAAAA